ACACGCAACAUCUGAACGACCGAUCAACCUCAAUAACCUCAACAGAUAAAUGGACUGAUGGCGACGCCGGCCAGCUCGGGCGUGUUCGUGGCGCUCUCGCUCGCGGCCAUCAGCCUGCUCGUCCUCGCCCUGCUGCGGCGCUUCCUGCCCCUGCGCGCAACUCCGGCCUUCGUCGUGCUGCCCGUCUUCCUCGCCCUCGCCCUGCCUGCCAGCACCGUCCUGCUCGUGCCCAUUGACCUCGCCUCCAGCCCGCCAGACAGCCACCCGCCCGCCGGGAUAUGGCUCUCCUCCCGCCUCAUGCUCGUCUUCUGGCGCAUCGCCUACUGGCUCACCUUCGUCCUCACCUGGGCUAUUCUACCCUUUCUAGGGGAGUAUCUCGACUCCGGCCACAGGUCGCCCCGGGAGCGCAUGCUCUACUCCCUCCGCUCCAACGCCCGGUACCAGCUCAUCGUGCUCUGCUCCGGCCUGCUGGGCCUGAUAUACCUUGCUCUCACCCAUGAGCUGCGUUUCUCCUCUCUCCGGGGACUGGUCAUGGCCCUCGCCUACGCCUGGGGCCUGGUGCUGGCCAUCUACCUGCUCGGCCACGGUCUGGUCGCCCUGCCUCGCAAGAUGUGGCGGGCUGCCUGGACGGGCAACAGGCUGCGCAGGCUGCAGCAGCGGGCGGUCCGCGUGCACGAUGCGCUUGUCGAGGCCGGCGGGAAGCUCGAGGAGCUCCGGAGCAUCGUCUCUCUGCUGCGGCGGAAGCGUGGGCUCAGCCUCGAGAUGCAGGAGUGGGUGGACGAGCUGGUUGACGUCGUUGCUGCUGCUGGACAGGGACAGGAUGUGCGACGAGGGGGGUCUGCUGCCGUUCAGAGUCUCCAGUGCGAAGGGAGGGCUUCAGUGCCGCAUGUCAUUACGGACCGGUACAUGGCGGGCCUGACCAGAGACCUCUACCGGGCCAGACACAAGCAUGCCAGAUACGCGGAUGCCUGGUCCUGUCUUGUCUGCGAAGCACUCGACUGCCAGACCAUACUGGACGCAGCAACAUCAAAGCAGCUGGUCUUUGACUCUCGCUCGUCCUCUUCGUCGUCGUCAUUGUCAUCUUCUGGCUUUGGCCGCCCUCUCUUGACUCCGUAUCUUCGGUAUCUGCUAUAUACCCACAUCCUACCGGCCGUCUACAUCUGCCUGGCUGCCGUCUUCGCCUGUCUGUCCGUCUGCAUCCUCUGGUCUGAGCUUGUCCGCACAUUCUUCCCCUUUCUCUCCAUCGUUGCCCUCGCGACGCCUUCGUCCGAGCCAGUGGGCUUCCCUUCCCAACUUCUCACCUCUGUCUGGCUUCUCUACCUCUGUGCUGCCACCGGAACAGGCAUCUCAGACGCUCAGAUUUGGGGUAACCGGGCCCUUGUUCCGCGCAACACCUACCACGAGUCUGCCUGCUGGUACGCAGGCCAGGUCGCCCGACUCACCGUUCCUCUGGCCUACAACUUCCUCACUCUCCUGCCCACAGACCUCCAACUACGGACGACCUUCUACGACUUCCUGGGCAAGGGAAUCAACCUGACCCUGAUCGGAGAAGGCUUCGACCUGUUCUUCCCGCUGUUCAUCCUCUUACCCGUUGCUGCCACAGCGUUCAACCUCUACGGCAAAGUCAAGGGACUGGUGGGCUUGGGAGACAUGGAGAUCUACGGCGAAGACGAGGAAGACAACCCGUCUGGCUUCGGGACUGCACCAGCAGAACCCCCAGGAGCGGCAGCAGGACGGCCGCUCACCGAGCCAACCUGCCCGACACCCUGCCACGCUACAGAGAUGCACCACCGCCAGCAACGCCCAUCAGCAGAAGUACCGCUGCUGCUCCCGCACGCACUGCUGCCUCUACCUCUGCUCCACGGCGGCUGA
This is a messenger RNA of Trichophyton rubrum CBS 118892, 1872 nucleotides long. RefSeq lists its product as uncharacterized. The record is from RefSeq and is a predicted model, not a curated record. The transcript has 3 exons. The coding region runs from base 58 to 1872 and encodes 604 amino acids. NCBI's taxonomy places the organism in Eukaryota, Fungi, Ascomycota, Eurotiomycetes, Onygenales, Arthrodermataceae. Gene Ontology annotation, cellular component: membrane.